AUGGCUGCCGAAAAGGAGCUCCAGAGCAGUGCUGCCGCCCCAGUCGACAACAACAACAACAACAUGGCCUCUCUCGCCAACGACGGCCUCGCUGCCCAGCAGGCCAUUGUCAACGAGCGUGGCAUGAGCCUCAGGGACACGCUGCGCCUCUGGCCCAAGGCCAUCCUCUUCUCCUUCUUCCUGUCGCUCUGCAUCAUCAUGGAGGGCUACGACACCAACCUCAUGUCCAACUUCUAUGCCUACCCGGCCUUCAAGAACCACUACGGCAACCAGGUCGACCCCGACGGCGGCAUGCUCGUCAGCGCCACCUGGCAGACGGCCAUUACCAACUCGACGCAGGCUGGCUCCAUCAUCGGUCUCAUCAUCAACGGCAUCGUCACCGAGUGGAUCGGCUUCAAAAAGUCCAUGAUCUUCUUCAUGGUCUUCCUCAUUGGCGCCGUCUUCAUCCCCUUCUUCUCCACGGGCCUCCCCAUGUUCGUCGCCGCCGGCAUCAUCCAGGGUAUCCCCUGGGGCGUCUUCCAGACCCUUGCCGUCACCUACGCCGCCGACAUCUGCCCCGUCCACCUGCGCACCUACAUGACCUCGUGGAUCAACAUGUGCUGGGUCAUUGGCAUCCUCCUUUCGAGCGGCAUACUGCGCGGCCUCAUGAGCAUCGAGGGCCAAUGGGGCUACCGCAUCCCCUUUGCCCUUCAGUGGAUUUGGCCCCUGCCCAUCAUCGGCGUCACCCUCCUGGCCCCCGAAUCGCCCUGGUGGCUCGUCCGCAAAGGCCGGCUCGACGAGGCCCGCGCCGCCGUCCUCCAGAUUGUCAACCUCGACGCCGGCAUCCCCUUUGACGUCGACGCCCACAUGGAGAUGAUGCAGGCCACCAACCAGCUCGAGAUUGAGAUCAGUACCGGCACCCACUACUGGGACUGCUUCCGCGGCUCCGACCUGCGCCGCACCGAAAUCUCCUCCAUCACCUGGGUCGUCCAGGCCCUCUGCGGCGUCCCCUUCAUGUCCUACGCCACCCAGUUCCUCGUCCAGGCCGGUCUCGACUCCCAAGACGCCUACUCCCUCAACGUCGGCAAGGACGGCCUCCAGCUCUUCGGCUGCAUCUGCGCCUGGUACAUCAUGACCCACGUCGGCCGCCGCACCAUGUACCUCUACGGCCUCGUCGUCAUGUUUGUCAUACUCGUUGUCGUCGGCUGCAUCGGCAUCCCCGUCGAGAACGAGGCCCGCUCCUGGGCCAUUGGCUCCCUCCUCAUUGUCAUGCUCUUCUUCUUCCAGCUCAGCCUUGGCCCGGCCUGCUACUCCCUCGUCGCCGAGAUGCCCUCGACCCGGCUCCGCACAAAGACCGUCGCCCUCGCCCGCGCCGCCUACAACAUUGCCGGCCUCGCCACCGGCUUCCUCAUGCCCCAGAUGAUCGGCCGCAACGCCUGGAACUGGGGCGCCAAGACCGCCUUCUUCUGGGCCGGCAUCACCCUCCUCUGCGGCAUCUGGGUGUUCUUCCGCCUCCCCGAGCCCAAGGGCCUGACCUACGCCGAGCUCGACCUGCUCUUUGAGCACCGUGUCAGCGCCAGGAAGUUUGGACCAGAGGCAGCCAGCCAGUUUGCCGUCGAGCUGAACAUGGCUGGUGAGAAGACGGACGGCGCAGGUGCCCACCAUGCCGAGCAGGUCUAA
Molecule: messenger RNA, 1659 nt
Organism: Emericellopsis cladophorae
Lineage: Eukaryota; Fungi; Ascomycota; Sordariomycetes; Hypocreales; Bionectriaceae
Product: General alpha-glucoside permease-like protein
Exons: 2
Coding region: 1-1659 (552 amino acids)
Biological process (GO): carbohydrate transport; transmembrane transport
Cellular component (GO): membrane
Molecular function (GO): carbohydrate:proton symporter activity
Source: RefSeq, a predicted model, not a curated record